CAGGCUGCGCACACUUCAGCACCGUUGGGCAGAAGGGAAGCCCUACAGAGGGUAGCACACACAGCUGGAGGGAGAACACAGGGCGUUGCACUGCUGACAGAGAAGCCAGGAUGGACCUGACUUCAGUUCUCUCGCUGGAAACCUGGGUCCUCCUGGCAAUCAGUCUGGUGCUCCUAUACCGAUAUGGGACCCAUAAACAUGACAUUUUUAAGAAACAGGGAAUUCCAGGGCCCAAACCUCUGCCAUUUGUAGGAACUCUGCUGAAUUACUACAAGGGUAUGUGGAAAUUUGACAUUGAGUGCUAUAAAAAGUAUGGGAAAAUAUGGGGAUUAUCUUGGGAACCAGACACACCAAUAUACAAGAGACUUUGGCCUGACCCAAUACCUAUCUGUGAACACAGAAAGCCAACCCAGAGAAGGAUGCCCACCAUCCAUCCUACAGAAGCAGGAGGGCCUGAGCACCUGAAGAGGUUUUUUGAUGGUCAUACACCUGUGUUAGCUAUCACAGACACAGAGAUGAUCAAGAAUGUACUAGUGAAAGAAUGCUAUUCUGUCUUCACAAACAGACAGGAUUUUGGUCCUUUGGGGUUUAUGUGUAAAGCCAUCACCAUGGCUAAGGAUGAGGAGUGGAAGAGAAUUCGAGCCUUGCUGUCUCCUGCCUUCACUAGUGGAAAACUCAAAGAGAUGUUCCCCAUCGUUGAACAGUAUGGAGAUAUUUUGGUAAAAUAUUUGAGAAGAGAGGCAGAGAAAGGCAAGCCUAUCCCCAUGAAAGAAGUGUUUGGGGCCUACAGCAUGGAUGUGAUCACAAGCACGUCAUUUGGUGUGAAUGUUGAUUCCCUCAACAACCCAAAGGACCCUUUUGUGGAAAAGGCCAGGAAGCUAAUAAGAUUCGAUUUUUUUAACCCAAUAGCCAUGUCAGUAGUACUCUUUCCAUUCCUCACCCCAAUAUAUGAGAAGUUAAAUGUCUCCAUAUUCCCAAAGGAUGCAAUAGCAUUUUUCAAAAAUUUCAUGGACAGAAUGAAGGAAAAUCGCCUGGAUUCUAAACAGAAGCACCGAGUGGAUUUUCAUCAGCUGAUGAUGAAUGCUCAUAACAAUUGCAAAGACAAAGAGUCUCAUAAAGCUCUAUCUGACAUGGAGAUUACAGCCCAGUCAAUUAUCUUUAUUUUGGGUGGCUAUGAAUCCACCAGCAGCACGAUUUCUUUCGCCCUGUAUUUACUGGCCACUCACCCUGAUAUCCAGAAGACACUGCAGGAGGAGAUCGAUGGGGCUCUGCCCAAUAAGGAAUCUCCCACCUAUGAUAAAGUGAUGGAGAUGGAGUACCUCGACAUGGUGUUGAGUGAAACCCUCAGAUUAUACCCAAAUGCUAACAGAAUUUAUCGGGCCUGUAAACAAGAUGUUGAAAUUGAUGGUGUGUUUAUUCUCAAAGGAUUCUUAGUGAUGGUACCAAUUUAUGCUCUUCACCAUGACCCAGAGUACUGGCCAGAGCCUGAGGAAUUCCGCCCUGAAAGGUUCAGCAAGGAGAACAAGGGCAACAUCAAUCCUUAUGUAUACCUUCCCUUUGGUAAUGGACCCAGGAACUGCAUUGGCAUGAGGUUUGCUCUCAUGAACUUGAAACUUGCUCUCACUAAAGUGCUGCAGAACUUCUCCUUCCAACCUUGUAAAGAAACACAGAUACCAAUGAAAUUAAACAAAAAACUACUUCUUCAACCAGCAAAACCCAUUGUUCUAAAGGUUAUACCACGGGAUGCGAUCGUAACUGGAGUGUGACUUUCCCUCAAAGACUUCCACUGUGUUCUUCAAGAAGGUGAUAUGUAAGAACAUUGGAAUCUUUAAUUUACUUCAUGAAUAAAACCCAGAUGAAAAUGUG
Peromyscus maniculatus bairdii (prairie deer mouse) is the source of this 1866-nucleotide messenger RNA. NCBI's taxonomy places the organism in Eukaryota, Metazoa, Chordata, Mammalia, Rodentia, Cricetidae. The record is from RefSeq and is a predicted model, not a curated record.